AUUUUUUGUGCACAAACCUCGGGAAAGUUUUCAGGAGCCGCCGCUGAGAUUCUCCUUCCCUCUCCCUCUCUCGCCAUGGCAGGUGCCGGAGGCGGGGGCAACGACGUUCAGUGGUGCUUCUCGCAGGUCAAAGGAGCAAUCGAUGAUGACGUAGCCGAAGCUGAUAUCAUCUCCACUGUGGAGUUCAACCACUCAGGGGAGCUGUUAGCCACUGGAGACAAAGGCGGACGCGUCGUCAUCUUUCAGCAGGACACCGAGAACAAAGCGCAGUGCCGCAGCGAUUACAACGUUUACAGCACGUUCCAGAGCCACGAGCCCGAGUUCGACUACCUGAAGAGUCUGGAGAUCGAGGAGAAGAUCAACAAGAUCCGCUGGCUGCCCCAAAAAAACGCUGCACAGUUCCUCCUGUCCACAAACGAUAAAACUAUAAAGUUGUGGAAGAUAAGUGAACGUGAUAAGAGACCCGAGGGCUACAAUCUGAAAGAGGAAGAUGGCCGCUGCAGAGAUUCGUCCACCAUCACUACUCUACGAGUGCCUGUGUUUAGGCCCAUGGACCUGAUGGUGGAGGCGAGCCCUCGGCGCGUUUUUGCGAACGCUCACACUUACCACAUCAACUCCAUCUCGGUAAACAGCGACAACGAGACGUACCUGUCUGCCGACGACCUGCGCAUCAACCUGUGGCACCUGGAGAUCACCAACCGCAGCUUCAACAUUGUGGACAUCAAGCCGACCAACAUGGAGGAGCUGACGGAGGUGAUCACGGCGGCGGAGUUCCACCCGCACCAGUGCAACACCUUUGUCUACAGCAGCAGCAAAGGCACCAUCCGCAUGUGCGACAUGCGCGCCUCCGCCCUCUGCGACAAACACUCCAAACUGUUCGAGGAACCAGAAGACCCCAGCAACCGCUCUUUCUUCUCAGAAAUCAUCUCUUCCAUCUCGGACGUGAAAUUCAGCCACAGCGGCCGCUACAUGAUGACCCGAGAUUACCUGUCCAUCAAGAUCUGGGACCUGAACAUGGAGAACCGGCCAGUGGAAACAUAUCAGGUUCAUGAAUACCUCAGGAGUAAGCUGUGCUCACUCUAUGAAAACGACUGCAUCUUCGACAAGUUCGAGUGCUGCUGGAGCGGGAACGACAGCGUGGUGAUGACCGGCUCGUACAACAACUUCUUCCGCAUGCUGGAGCGCACGCAGCGGCGAGACGUCACCCUGGAGGCGUGCCGCGAGAGCUGCAAGCCCCGGCAGGUGCUGAAGCCGCGCCGCGUGUGCGCCGGCGGUAAGAGGAAGAAGGACGAGAUCAGCGUGGACAGCCUGGACUUCAACAAGAAGAUCCUGCACACGGCGUGGCAUCCCCACGCCAACAUCAUCGCCGUGGCAACCACCAACAACCUCUACAUCUUCCAGGAGAAGGGCAACUAGGAGCGACCGACCUCACACACCUCCGUCCGCGCGCUCGUUUCUCUCUGUGUGUGUGUGUGUGUGUGUGUGUGUGUGUGUGUGUGUGUGUGUGUGUGUGUGUGUGUGUGUGCGUGCACGUGUGCGUGCGUGU
Messenger RNA from Silurus meridionalis, 1546 nucleotides. RefSeq names its product protein phosphatase 2, regulatory subunit B, alpha b (gene ppp2r2ab). Gene Ontology annotation, cellular component: cytosol; protein phosphatase type 2A complex. The transcript is spliced from 10 exons. The coding region runs from base 76 to 1416 and encodes 446 amino acids. Gene Ontology annotation, biological process: peptidyl-serine dephosphorylation. The record is from RefSeq and is a predicted model, not a curated record. Gene Ontology annotation, molecular function: protein phosphatase regulator activity; protein binding. NCBI's taxonomy places the organism in Eukaryota, Metazoa, Chordata, Actinopteri, Siluriformes, Siluridae.